Molecule: messenger RNA, 8344 nt
Organism: Myotis daubentonii (Daubenton's bat)
Lineage: Eukaryota; Metazoa; Chordata; Mammalia; Chiroptera; Vespertilionidae
Gene: PROX1
Product: prospero homeobox 1
Biological process (GO): regulation of transcription by RNA polymerase II
Cellular component (GO): nucleus
Molecular function (GO): RNA polymerase II cis-regulatory region sequence-specific DNA binding; DNA-binding transcription factor activity, RNA polymerase II-specific
Source: RefSeq, a predicted model, not a curated record
UUUUUUUUCCUCCCAAGUUCUCUUGCCUGGCUAUCCCCCCUUGCAUCCGAAGGCGCCUCGCGAUUGGGUGUCGGGGCCGGGUACGUCAGUCAGACUGUGACGUGCAGUCUUCCUGUUUCCUUCAGCUGUGUCUUAAAGUAAAUCUUGUUGUGGAGCGCAGCCCUCAGCGGAGGGAGCGCUCGGGAGUCAGACACCCGUGCAGCCGGGCGAGCGGAGGCGCCGGGAGCCUCGCCGAGUCCGCCCGCUCCGCCGGGCUCCGCGCCUUCCCCCUGCUCUUCUCUUCGGCUCCCUUCGCUCUUCUCCUCUCUUCUCUUUUCUUCUCCUCUCGCUCUCUCUCCCCCCUCCCCACGCUCUCUGCUCGCUCGCCCCUCUCCCACUCGCCCCAUCACUGGCUCGCACACUCACCGUCCCUGGUCCAGUUAUUCUAUUCACCGCCCGCCAGAGUCCCCGGGCGCGAGCGCGCGCUGUCCUCGCCGGCGGGGGCGCAGACACAGCGCGGCGCGGUCCCCCUGCGCUCGGCACCGCGAGAAAAUGGUGUUAUUUAAAUGAACCAGAAGAAAACCGCCUGCAACACGGUUUCUGAGCAGGAGCCUCCGUGGAACUCCGCGCUCCGCUCUCCCCAGUUCCGAAGAGGUCCCGGGAUUCUUGAGCUGUGCCCAGCUGACGAGCUUUUGAAGAUGGCACAAUAACUGCCCAGUGAUGCCUGACCAUGACAGCACAGCCCUCUUAAGCCGGCAGACCAAGAGGAGAAGAGUUGACAUUGGAGUGAAAAGGACGGUAGGGACAGCAUCUGCAUUUUUUGCGAAGGCGAGAGCCACGUUUUUUAGUGCUAUGAAUCCCCAAGGCUCCGAGCAGGACGUUGAGUAUUCAGUGGUGCAGCAUGCAGAUGGGGAGAAGUCAAAUGUGCUCCGCAAGCUGCUGAAGAGGGCGAACUCGUAUGAAGAUGCCAUGAUGCCUUUUCCAGGAGCAACCAUCAUUUCCCAGCUGUUGAAAAAUAACAUGAACAAAAAUGGUGGCACGGAGCCCAGUUUCCAAGCGAGCGGUCUCUCUAGCACAGGCUCCGAAGUACAGCAGGAGGAUAUAUGCAGCAACUCUUCAAGAGACAGCCCCCCAGAGUGUCUUUCCCCCUUUGGCAGGCCUACUAUGAGCCAGUUUGAUAUGGAUCGCUUAUGUGACGAGCACCUGAGAGCAAAGCGCGCCCGGGUGGAGAAUAUCAUUCGGGGUAUGAGCCAUUCCCCCAGUGUGGCGUUAAGGGGCAAUGAAAAUGAAAGAGAGAUGGCCCCGCAGCCCGCGAGUCCCCGAGAAAGUUACAGAGAAAACAAACGCAAGCAGAAGCUGCCCCAGCAGCAGCAGCAGAGCUUCCAGCAGCUGGUUUCAGCCCGAAAAGAACAGAAGCGAGAGGAGCGCCGACAGCUGAAACAGCAGCUGGAGGACAUGCAGAAACAGCUGCGCCAGCUGCAGGAAAAGUUCUACCAAAUCUAUGACAGCACUGAUUCUGAAAAUGAUGAAGAUGGUAACCUGUCUGAAGACAGCAUGCGCUCGGAGAUGCUGGAGGCCCGGGCCCAGGACUCCGUAGGGAGGUCAGAUAAUGAGAUGUGCGAGCUAGACCCGGGACAGUUCAUUGACCGAGCCCGAGCCCUGAUCAGGGAGCAGGAAAUGGCCGAAAACAAGCCCAAGCGAGAAGGCAACAACAAAGAGAGAGACCACGGGCCAAACUCCUUACAACCAGAAGGCAAACAUUUGGCCGAGACCUUGAAACAGGAACUGAACUCUGCCAUGUCGCAAGUUGUGGACACUGUGGUCAAAGUCUUUUCGGCCAAACCCUCCCGCCAGGUUCCUCAGGUCUUCCCCCCUCUCCAGAUCCCCCAGGCCAGAUUCGCAGUCAACGGGGAGAACCACAAUUUCCACACCGCCAACCAGCGCCUGCAGUGCUUUGGCGACGUCAUCAUUCCGAACCCCCUGGACACCUUUGGCAACGUGCAGAUGCCCGGUUCCACAGACCAGACAGAAGCGCUGCCCCUGGUGGUCCGCAAAAACUCAUCUGACCAGUCUGCCUCCGGCCCUCCCACCGGCGGCCACCACCAGCCCCUGCACCAGUCACCUCUCUCUGCCACUGCAGGCUUCACCGCAUCCACCUUCCGCCACCCCUUCCCCCUGCCCUUGAUGGCCUACCCAUUUCAGGGUCCAUUAGGUGCUCCCUCUGGCUCCUUCUCGGGAAAAGACAGAGUGUCUCCUGAAUCCUUGGACUUAACCAGGGAGACGACGAGUCUGAGGACCAAGAUGUCAUCCCACCAUCUGAGCCACCACCCUUGUUCACCAGCACACCCACCCAGCACGGCGGAAGGGCUCUCCUUGUCCCUCAUCAAGUCCGAGUGUGGCGAUCUUCAAGACAUGUCCGAAAUCUCACCUUAUUCGGGAAGUGCAAUGCAGGAAGGAUUGUCACCCAAUCACUUGAAAAAAGCAAAGCUCAUGUUCUUUUAUACCCGUUACCCCAGCUCCAACAUGCUGAAGACCUACUUCUCCGAUGUAAAGUUCAACAGAUGCAUUACCUCUCAGCUCAUCAAGUGGUUUAGCAAUUUCCGUGAGUUUUACUACAUUCAGAUGGAGAAGUAUGCGCGUCAGGCCAUCAACGAUGGAGUCACCAGCACUGAAGAGCUGUCUAUAACCAGAGACUGUGAGCUGUACAGGGCUCUGAACAUGCACUACAAUAAAGCGAAUGACUUUGAGCAGGUUCCAGAGAGAUUCCUGGAAGUUGCGCAGAUCACAUUACGGGAGUUUUUCAAUGCCAUUAUUGCAGGCAAAGAUGUUGAUCCUUCCUGGAAGAAGGCCAUAUACAAGGUCAUCUGCAAGCUGGACAGCGAAGUCCCUGAGAUUUUCAAAUCCCCGAACUGCCUACAAGAGCUGCUUCAUGAGUAGAAAUUUCAACAACUCUUUCCGAAUGUAUGAAUAGUAGCAGUCCCCUUUGGAUGUCCAAGUUAUAAGUGUCUAGGUUUUGAUUUCAUAUGUAUGUGUCUGGGAGGCAUGGAUAGGUUAUGAAAUCAGCUGGUAAUUCCUCCUCAUCAUCUUCCUCUCAUUUUCUUUAGUUUUCCACUUGCAAGGGGAUGGCUAUUUUCCUUCUGCCUUCCGUUUACUUUUGCCCAAGGCCCUUAACAUUGGGAGACUUAAAAUAGGGUUAAUUUUCAGGGAAAAGAGGAGUGUUGACAUGUGGAAAGUCUACAUGAACAUGGAAGGGCACUGGUGAGCGGUGCUUCUGCUUGGCUGAGGCUGUAUUGUGAAUGGCGGUCGGUGGAGGGAAACUCAUGACACAGCAAUGCUACAGUGUGUGUGUCUAGUUUUUUCUGCUAAGAAGGUCAGAAAACUCAAUGAAACCACUUCAUGAACUUCAUUCUAUUGUUUGGUUUGAACUCAGUAGCUUUUGAUGACAUGUUUUGUGUUGUUGUUUUUUUAAAAAAAAGCCAAUAAGAGAUGAGCAGCUGACUUCUCAAAAGUAUUGCAAAAAGGCCAAACUUAGAAAAGAAAAAUAAUCACUACUGUCAAGUCUUUCCUAAGAGACAUGGCAAACACCCCAAACUAGUACCCAUUUCUUAAGGAGACAGAACAGCUUUGCACCAAACUGACUCUUUUAAGAUGAGACUGGAAAUUCACCCACGGUCCUCUCUAAAUUUUACCAUAGGUUCUUCUUCAUAGUUAAGUGAGUCUCUAUCCUUCUUCAUAGAGAAAAAGCCCUGGAACUUAUUAUUUUCUAUUUAUCUUGCUUCAGAUAUUAAAAGGCACAUAAGUUUCACACGUAUUCUUUGCUCAACUUUGUUCAUAUGCUUAAGAGAAUGAUUAUCUCUGUAUAAUAUUUAACACUCCCCCAUUCCCCCCAAAAUACUAUUUUCUGAAUAGUUUUCUAUAGUAAGGAAUAAAGGAUGUCCCAAUGUGACCAUAAAAUUUCUGCCUACACGAGAAGUUUGUUGACAGCCGUUAGAUGAGUUGCUCUUCAUCUCCUGAGAGGAGCCCAGAUGAGAAUUAUCCGUUUUCAGGUACAAUUCCACACUACCCUGAUGGAUAGGCACAGUGGUGACAGUGUAAUUAAGUGUGUCUUCAUUUUAGGUAUAGCAUUUCAGAGCAAUGGAUAAAGUCUCUUCUAAUUAAGAAGCUAAUAUUGACCAAAAUGUGAGAAGAGUGGGUAGCAUAGCAAAGUUUGGGGGUUGACCCAAAAGACACAAUUUCAGCACACAUAAGAAAGCUGGCUGCUAUUUUAUGCUUUCUUCAAUGGUUCUUUUUUUUUUUCUUUUUCUCCUUUUUUCAGUUUUAAAAAGGCGUGCAAUGUCCCAUACUUGCUCUUAAGAAUUUGUGUGGCAUUCACACUUGUUUUGUUGGAUGGGUUUUGUGUGCAGAUGCAGUAAGAAUUCCUUGUUCAUUCAGUAGUUGGUUUUUUGUUUUGUUCUGUUCUGUUUUCAGAACCUUCCCUCCCUUUAAGUCAUUUGAUACACACCUCCAAAAAUGACACAGUAACAAGCCUGAUAUUUAGAUCAUACGGAACAUAAAUACCAAUUUAUCCUCCAUUUUAAUAAAAAUACAUUUUACUUUGGAGAAUGCAGGUUGACUCACGUGACUAACUAGCUGACCCAAACGCUGUAAUUUAGCGUCGUUUAUAAAUUCUGCUGAUGGAUAGGAAUGUAUGAAGGCAGUUACUGUCAGCACAGAGCCUUAAAACCUGCUGACUUUAAAUUAAACAACCCAGUCCUGUGAUGGCCUGCACCACUGAGGGGACUAAGCCACUCUCACCGGGUGGACAGCAUGAAGUGACAUGGGCUGGAGCACCACCCACAGCUAAGCACACCACCCAGCUCGCUCUCCCCUCCACAAGGCACACAGAGCCAUCGGUUCCCAUGUGUUCUUGUCCCAGCUUGCUCUGGAGGAGAAAAAAACUAUGUUCAGGUAAUCAUUACCUUGGAAUAAAAUGCAAACCGAAAACCAACAACAACAAAUCCAAUCAGCACAAAGUAGGGAAGCAUUGUCAACCCUCGGUCACGCUCUUUUGCCUCAUUUCAUGUGAAAGAGUGUGACUUGCACUGUUCAGGUCAGAUACCACUGGGUCUUGGCUGUUCCAUGGAAUUCAUAUCAAUAAGGCAUUGCCAUUUGCAAGGUAAAAGGCAAAACCCUAGGAUAUUCACCUAUGUGGUCAGAUUGCUAGGAUCUUCUGGAGUUGGGGCAAGUUCAGUAUUGAUUCCAGAGUUGGGUUUUUAGUAAUAGUCUCUCCUGCCUCUCUAAUUUAAAUAGCCAAAUUAAGCAAAAGUGUUAUGUUCACAACCAAAUGUCAAUGCGCUUAUCAACGAUAUCCUCUCAGUGUUCACUGAGGCAUAGAAAUUAUUUCGGAGUAGAAAUUGCAGCAUGAGGAUAAACUCACUUCAUUGUUUUGAAAAUAGAAUUGGAUCACUACGCUUUUAGGUGAUUUUUCCCCCUUUUACAACCAUAGAAUCUUGUGCCUCCAAGUGCAUUGGAAAAUGGCAAAAACCUGUCUGUCAAAACUCCUAUUUAAUAGUUUUGAUUUUUCAAACCACUAUCUUUCAACUCUAGCUCAACUCUCAAUAAGUGAAAAUUGGUUACUAGGGAGAAAGUUAACUUUCUAUGGUGGGAGGGCGAAGGAUGAGGGGCAGUUUGCAUAGGAAACAAAAGUCUAAAGUCCAGGUUGAAAUACCACACUCGCACUUGUUUUCUGCUAAACUAUUUUUGCAUUUACACUUGAGGUUACAGUCUGUGCCUAGACCUAAAAUGCACCAGCGGGGGGAUUUCUAAAAAUCCUUCAAAAUACCAGUUUUUCCCCACAAGUACAAUUGUUCUUGUGCCUUCCGUGGCUUUCGAUUUCAUCUUCUUUUAUUUCCAAUUACUACAGCUGCAAUAAACACUAGAUUUUUUUUUCUGGCUGUUUGACAUAACGUUGAUAGCUAUGCAUAUUUUGUGUCUUUUUAAAAUAAAGCGGGAGAAUACGUUUUUGAAGAAGAGAAUUUUUAGAACAGUUUGAUACCGCAAAUUAUUUUUUCCUCAAUUGUUUGAGCAGCAUUCGAGUUUUGAAAAUUCUUGUAGAAGCCAAUUUUUUGUAACUGUGGUGCAAAUCUUGUGUUUUCUUAGCCUAAUGAAAAGUAGUAUAGAAGCAAUAUUUCAUACCAUGUGCUAUAUAUGUGUGUGCAGAUGUGUGAACAUAAGAACACAUACAUGCACACAUAUACACACAUGUAAAAUAUACAUAUAUAUAUAUAUGCGUGUGAAGUGGAAAGCUUACCUUUUCCUAUCUAGAUUUAAGGACCUAUUUUAGACAUUUGUUAUGUUUGUGAAAAGAACGUUCUAUUUGCAUCAACGAAACAUUUAAUUCUUACUGUAUCUCCGGCUGUUUGAUGAGGAUGUUUCUCAUUAAGUGGUAAAGCAAUGUGGAAGCUGGUAGAAUGUAGUAAUUAUUUAAGGAAACGCUCACCCACAUUUUCCUGAAGUUUGCUUUGUGCCUCCGAGUAUUAUUUAAUUAAAGUGUUUUAUGUUUGAGAAUCUCUGUUGCUGUGCUAGGGAUGUGGGUGGCUAUCAUUUUUCAGAAUUUUAAAAACAAAACAAAAAAUAAGCAAAACAAAAACACUAAAGCAAGAGGGGAACUUUUAUAAAGCAAUGUAAAUACUUAACCUCAUGGCUGUUGUUACGUAAGACAUGAGAUUUUAAUAAAUAACUACAUUCUCACAACAUCUGUUGAAUUUAUUAUGAACACUACAGCGACUGUAUAGACAGUUGAAAGCAUUCUUGAAAAUCCUGCUCUCUACUUUUAAAAGAUAACAGUCUCUUUCAUCAGAUGUCAAGGGCAAGGGUGAUGCCAUUUCUGUAAAUUUAUGAAAUUUAUUUUCUAUGUACAUGAAGACAUAUAGUAAGUAACCCCUCCCCCUACACACACACACACAUACACACACAUGCAGUCUAAUAUGAAGUCGUAAAGCUGAACAUUUGGGGGCUUGAAAAAGAAAAUGACCCCCAGGAACUAUCAAAUUCAUCAAAGAAAAAGCGGUUUAUAGACUCCCCUGAAAGAAGCAGUGUACAUGUGAGGACAGAGCAAAUCCUUUGCCAUGUAUAUUAUAGAAUAUUCAUUGGUGUGAAUAGUGCAAGGUUUCCCUUCUGGUACAAACUCUGUGUUUGCAAAUUACAAGAAGCACUGUUUUCCAAAAGCUCCCCUUAAGAGAAUGUAACUGGUUGAUAUGAGUAAGCGGUUACUGUAUUGCACUUAAAUGUUAUGUUGAAGGAAAUGCGGCUUUGUUUUCUGUAGACCUGUUGGUUGUAAACCAUCCCUGAAACGAAAGCUGAAAUGCUCAUCGUCAGAGCUGGGAUCAAAACUGGUAUUCAACCUUUGCAUCUUCUUAUAAUGAUCCUCCUCAGAAUAUAACAGAAUCUGGAAGCAUUUGAGCUUCGAGUCUUUUCCGCUGAGCCCUCUUGCAAAUCUGACACCCUCCCCCAAAUGCACAAACAUGAGCAGAAAAGGGAAACAGGCUGGCCUUCUUUUGUGAAAAGGUAUCCAUUCUGUAUUUUUAAAAUAUUGUGAUCCUCCACAUCGGGGGUGGGGGGGGGAAUUAUUUUAAAAUUGUAUAUUACCACUUCAAAAUGAGAAUUAGAGAAACAAAUGUGUUUGGGGUUGGUCUCAGCACUACCUGGAAGAAUCAAAGGUUGUGGCUUUCCCGAAACUGUCCCAGCCAUUUCUCAUAUGUAUAUAGUAUAAACCGUGACAAAACACUGCCUUUAUAUUAUUUAGCAAUAUGUUGUAAAUAGCAUUAUUAAGCUCUUUUUUUUUGUAAUAAAGAUCCUUUGAUUUGAAUAUAGUACAAUAACUGAAUUGAUAAAGUCAAUUAUUUUUUUUUUUAGCUAGAGGCCAUUUCAAUUGUGGAUUUUUGUUGUUGUCUAUUGUUCUGAAGACUUUGCAUAAUUUAUUGGUUUAAUUUAUCCUAAUUUAUUUGAUGAAGGUGUACAAUUUUUUGUAUUACCAAGGAUGUACUGUAAUAUUGAUAUGAUUUUAAAAAAAAUGAGACUCCCUGUCCAUAUUAAAAAGAAAAUAAAAAGGUGCAGUAGACAAUUGAUUUUAAAGUAAAAGUAAAAAAAAUUUAGUUUGGCAGCUACUAAAUUUUAAAACAGGAGAUAAACAGUUGUUGGGGGGAGGGGGGUUUUACUUUGUGUGUUUUAAGCUUUUGUAUACUCUCCAAACUUUUACCUUUUCUUUGUACCACUUAAAGGAUACAGUAGUCCAAUUGCCUUGUGUGCCUUCCAUCUUCUCUUAAACUGAAUGUAUGUGCAGUAUAUAUGCAAGCUUGUGCAAAAUAAAAUAUACAUUGCAAGCUCA